Molecule: messenger RNA, 429 nt
Organism: Manihot esculenta (cassava)
Lineage: Eukaryota; Viridiplantae; Streptophyta; Magnoliopsida; Malpighiales; Euphorbiaceae
Exons: 1
Coding region: 1-429 (142 amino acids)
Source: RefSeq, a predicted model, not a curated record
AUGGAUAGACCAGAAUCUAGAGCACCUACCAGAGCCUAUGCCAUCAAAGCCAGAGAGGAUCAGGAUUUCCCAGAUGUUAUCAUGGGUAUAUUUUCUAUCUUUGGCCGGUCUGUUCAUGCUUUAAUAGAUCCUGGUUCCACACACUCUUAUAUUUGUAUACCUAUCACAAAUAAAAAGGAACUACAAGCAGACAUACUAGACCAAGAUAUAGUAGUAACUAAUCCUCUUGGCCACAGUGUAGUUGUUAGUAAAGUAUUUAAAGAUUGCCCCAUCUUGAUUCACGGUCACAUUUUUCAUGGAGAUUUGAUUGAAUUACCUUUUCGGGAGUUUGAUGUGAUUCUAGGAAUGGAUUGGUUGUUUAGGUACCAGGUUAUAGUUGAUUGUAGAAAGAAGAGAAUCACGCUAAAGACACCGGAUGGUGAAGAGUAG